This is a messenger RNA of Protopolystoma xenopodis, 1440 nucleotides long. The record is from the annotation of a GenBank genome assembly. NCBI's taxonomy places the organism in Eukaryota, Metazoa, Platyhelminthes, Monogenea, Polystomatidea, Polystomatidae.
AUGCAUACUCCCUGUCUAUCCUCGACACCGGCUACACUUGAGCCGUCUUGUCGGCCAGAUCAUAUCAGCGUCGCCAGUUCACAUCGCAGGGCAUGGCGAUUCGGCACCAGACCACUUUGCGGAUGUGCGCUUAUGGGCAAUACCGCGCGAGUGCUCAGCAGAAAUGUUCAUGUGCGGGUGUGUUGCUGCCCGUAUGCGAGUGUGCACAGGUCUACCCAUGGAGGCGAACAAGGUGGGCAGAUAGAGAUUAGACGACUGAACAUGAAAGACAUCUGGAACAGAGACUUCGGUUCAGCCUCGAGUCAUGGGACGCCUGAUGUCGUGGUGUGGUGUCCACUCUUGCACGACAUGUCCGCUGGACAAUUUACAAAACAGGCGCAGAGUGGCUUCAUAUUUCCUGAUUGGAGACCGGAGGUUUGUAAGGGGACCCGAGAGCCCAAUUGGACUCGAGGCGUUUGGGGCUGUAGAUUCGGCCACAAAUUGGUUAAUACGACAGAAGGGUUAAUCUUGCUCAGACAUUUGUUAAACUGGGCCUCGCUCCAAGACCACUCCCAACUCCCGAUAGACCUAUUUCGGGCAAAUUGUUUCAACUCGGAUCACUCACUAACCGAGUACUGGCAAGGACAGAUUUCCCUUGGUUGCAGGCUCCAUCCAAAUGGCGACAGCCUAGCCGACCGUACUCUUGAUUCCGACCAUUUCGGCCAUUGUUUGUUACAAGAAUGCUCGUCUGUUAAGUUGCCCGACAAGCCAUGGCACAAUUCGUCCGAGGCCGAGCAGAAGGAGGCUUUCCCGAUGAAUUUCUCACAAUGCAUGUCGAAUGGAAUCCACCGCCUUAUUCUGAUGCAACGACCUAUGCGCCUUCAAAUCACAAGUCAGCUCAACAAGGAUAUUUCAAGAGAUGCCACGAAGACUAAUCACCUUCCGUAUCUACCCAUUCAACUUUAUUUGCUAAUUCGUCCAAAGGAGCAGCGCAUGUCUGGCCUUCUCGCAUGCGAACGGGAGCCCAACGCUUCUGAUGUGUACUCUUGCAGCGGCAGAAACGUCGAGAGGAGGGUGUCCACGCGGAGUUUGAAAUGCGAUCUGUUAACGCAGACUCGGAGCUGCCGGAAGGUUCAAAUGCUCCCGGGCCAUGUGAACAACAGGCGCAAACGCAACCUUGAUAAAGUCAAUCCAUCCAUCACCAUGUCUGCCUGUGCGUGCCGCCACACAAGACGCCGAGACGGCCGGUUUCACUUGCACUGCUUACUUCUGGUCGGGCUUAGCCUGCCAGCGACACCAAGUGCGCAUGCACCGGCGCCCGCGCCUCGGGCGCUGGCCGUGGAAGGCAGCGGUCGAGUGGCGGUCGCCUCCGCUGCGCCACUGCGGCUUCAGAGCCGGCGACAGGCUGCUCCGGACACGAGCCAUUUCGAACGACGCGUGUGUCUGAUUGUGUGCAAGUAG